Molecule: messenger RNA, 666 nt
Organism: Chaetomium fimeti
Lineage: Eukaryota; Fungi; Ascomycota; Sordariomycetes; Sordariales; Chaetomiaceae
Exons: 2
Coding region: 1-666 (221 amino acids)
Source: RefSeq, a predicted model, not a curated record
AUGGACAACACGCUAGACGAAACAACGCUGACCACCAUUUCGCUGCUGGAGGGGCGUAUGCGGCGAAUCGAGCACAUUCUCUACGGCUCAACAACACCCCCAACCGAACCACCACAGGAGUCGGCGACGGCAUCCCUCGCCGAGCUCGAGCGUCGAUUCAAUCAGCUCCUCCACCACUUCCGCGUCUACGCCGAGAUCCUCAAAAUCUACAAAUCUCACCCAACCCUCUUCCAACCCCCCUCCCUAACAACAACAACAACAACCACAAACCCCACCGGCACCACCACCACCACCACCCCCCUCCCACCAACCCAACUCCCCCCCGAAGCGGUGCGCGCCACCGUGCUCGCCUACGCAACCGCCUUCCCGACGAUCGCGUCCUCGCUCACCGCGGCCACCGCCGACACCCCCAUCCCCGACACGAAGCAGAGCGCGGCCCUGGCGGCGCUGGGACCCCGGAUGCGCGGCGCGGCGGCGCUGCAGCACGCGCAGGCGGCCGAGGUGUCGGCGCUGCGGGCGCGCAGCGAGGCCGCCGUGCGCGCGUGGUACGAAGGGGGGGUGUUGAAGUACGGAGAGGCGCUGGCCGGUGUGGAGGGCAGGUUGGAGGGGGUGGAGCGCGGGGUGAGGAGGGUGGUGGCGGGGAGGGAGGAGGGGGAGAAGGUUUGA